AUGGAGUGGCAGAUCCCGACGAUCCGCGCGCUGAAGCGACAGCCGCAGGUUGACGAAGCGCAGCGCAUCCUCGAGAGGAUAGCAUCCUACGUGCUUCCGAUCAUGUCCAAGCGACAGUACCGCGUGCAGCAGCUCCUCGAGUUCUUCCCGAAGAAUGCCAACUUGCUCGGGAUGAACGUCAACCAUGGAUGGAAAAUCUACGUCCGCCUGCGUCCGGCGGCGCGGCCCACGAGCUUCCUGCCGUUCGAGGACCUUCUCGGGACGAUGCUCCACGAGCUGGUGCAUAUGAAGAUCGGACCGCACAACGCAGCCUUCUACAAGUUGUUGGACGAGCUGACGUCCGAGAUGGAAACCCUCAUGGCCCAAGGCCUCAUCGGUGGGCUUGCAUCACUGGCGCGCAGUUCCAAGACGCUGGCCAAGGACAUGUGCGUCGCCCUUUACAGCGUCCGUAAGUACAUCUGA
Saprolegnia parasitica CBS 223.65 is the source of this 462-nucleotide messenger RNA. RefSeq lists its product as hypothetical. The record is from RefSeq and is a predicted model, not a curated record. The coding region runs from base 1 to 462 and encodes 153 amino acids. The transcript is spliced from 5 exons. Lineage: Eukaryota; Oomycota; Saprolegniomycetes; Saprolegniales; Saprolegniaceae.